Papaver somniferum (opium poppy) is the source of this 1168-nucleotide messenger RNA. Its product is annotated as FACT complex subunit SPT16-like. Gene Ontology annotation, molecular function: nucleosome binding. NCBI's taxonomy places the organism in Eukaryota, Viridiplantae, Streptophyta, Magnoliopsida, Ranunculales, Papaveraceae. Gene Ontology annotation, biological process: positive regulation of transcription elongation by RNA polymerase II; transcription elongation by RNA polymerase II. Bases 227 to 1060 code for a protein of 277 amino acids. The transcript has 2 exons. Gene Ontology annotation, cellular component: FACT complex. The record is from RefSeq and is a predicted model, not a curated record.
UGCGCGCCUAACCCGAGUCUUGGCAUUCAGUCUUAGCUAUACUUAAAAGUUGCCGAUGAACUUCACAUUCAGUCUUGACAGGGUCGAAUACCAAAGAAGAAUCCAGCAUCAGAGGAAAAUUUGUAACCCUCUCUCUGUUGAGAGCGAGACGAGAAGCAUAAAAAAUUAGAUCUCUCUACUCUUCUGAUUAACGAUUUAGACGGAUUUACUUUUACGUCUCUUUUCAAUGGGGUUACCUAAAUGCCCAUUUCUUACUCGUGGUUAUGAAAUUGCUAAAGAAAAAGCCGAACUUAAGUAUCAGAAUUGUGUCUGUACUGAGGACGAACAGAAAGAGUAUGUGCGCAGGUAUAUACAGGAAGAGAUGCUCAAGGUUAAUCAGGCAAGACUGGCUGAUGAAUUAGACAGAGUAACUGCCAGGAGACUACUGGAAGAGGAUCAGUCUAAGACUACAGAUAGUUCCGACAAAAAGACUGGGUUAGUACAUGUAUUAAAGCCUGGGAGAAAAUCUGGUAUAUCGAAAAAGAGUAAAUCUAGGAAUAAAGAUUGUGUUGACAACAAACUGAUGAUGGAUAAAAAGUCCAAGGUUAUAGAGUUAACUGACGCUGCAAUCUUUCCUGAGGUAAAAGACCAAAAUGAAGAGACCAUUGUUGGCACCCUUCAAUCCCAUGUAAACGGGUUUAGAUAUGUAACCUCCAGUUCCCAAUUCAAUGUGUGUUUUCUGUAUAAGGAUGUAAAGCAAGCUAUUUACCGAGUUGAAGAAGAGAAGAAGAUGCCACCUCUCUUGCACUUCCACUUGGUUCGCCCGGUUAAGGUGGGGACAAAAAAGACAGAGGAAAUCCAAUUGCGAUUAGCGCCGACCCCUGUGGUACAGAGGAGAUCUGAUGAUGAUUCAAAUGAGAUCGAGAAAGAGAAGCAAACCAGUGAUUAUGGCCACAACGAGGAUUUAAAGAUCUUUGUCUUAAGAGUUCAAGCCAAAUUGAGGUGGGUACCUAUAUCACAUUAUUCAUUUAGUGAGAUAGUUAAGAAAUCCAAGGUAGAGUCCGUCUUUGGCCUGACAUAGUUUUCGCUAAUCCAGGAUUCUUUUGUCCACUGAAAUUUUGAGUGUAUUCAGUUGUAUUUUUGGUUUCAAUAUAUUUAUUGUUAAGCAAAAAAAAUGGUAAUUCAGGAU